CUCCCAAAAUAUAGCAUAUAAUCAUAUAAAGAUCUUCAUCAGUCAUCACAAUAACAAAUUAAAUUUAGGUAGUGUUCACCAAAUCAUCUGUCCAAUCUAAUCCAAUUCAACCUCUAACGUACAUUUGACGUCUCUAUAUUUAUUACCAUAAAAUGCUAAAAUUCACACCAUUUCUACUUCGAAGAAGGUUUCUAGUACAUUGCCCUAAACUAAAACAAUGAUCUCAAUUCGACAAUUAUGGCGGAAGAAAUCUCUCAAUUCUGGCCUUCCAUGGCUUUAUUCUUACUAUUCUACUCUUCCUGCGUCAUCGCCUGUUGUUUGUCAGCUACGACGUCGUCUUACUCAGGCGACAUUUCCUAGAAUAAUUAAGCCAAAUGAUCAACCGAGUCUGCACUAUUUAUUCAAUGGUUCUCGCUUCACAACUCAUGACGCUGUUGAGCAUACAUCGGGUGGGAUGGUGGAUGUACCUCUAGCACAGACAGGUGAAGGUAUUGCUGAAUGUGAGCUGCUGAAGUGGUUUGUGCAGGAGGGCGACGAAGUCGAAGAAUUUCAACCACUUUGUGAGGUCCAAAGUGACAAAGCUACCAUAGAAAUUACGAGCCGAUAUAGGGGAAAGAUCUCACAUAUUCUUCAUGCUCCAGGUGACAUUGUAAAGGUUGGAGAAACUCUUCUGAGGUUGGCUGCUGAAGAAUUUUCUCCUUCAAGUGUAACUGAUGGUUCCUCUGAACCCAAGUUAAUUGAUUCGAGUAAACAAGUUGAGUCAAGUUGUCAAGUUCUGUUUACAGAUGAAAAUAGAUUGAGUGGCAUACUGUGUGCACCAGCAGUUCGUAACCUAGCCAAACAACAUUCAAUUGACUUAAGUGAUAUCAAAGGAAGUGGUAAAGAUGGAAGGAUAUUGAAAGAAGACAUUUUAAAUUAUGUCAGUGGCAUAGCUGACACUGAACCGUCUACAUAUUGCUCUGACAGAUCAGUAGUUGAUAGUUCACUGUAUGAAGACAAAACUUUAAAGCUAAGGGGAUUCCAACGUGCGAUGGUCAAGUCCAUGACAAUGGCUGCCAGAGUUCCACAUUUCCAUUACGUUGAAGAAAUUCGCUGUGGGGCACUUGCAGAACUCAAAGCAUCUUUUCAGAAUAAAAAUUCUGAUCCUAGUAUAAAGCACACUUUUCUUCCGGUUUUGGUCAAAUCAUUAUCAAUGGCAUUGAACAAAUACCCACUUUUAAAUAGUUGCUUCAAUGAAGAUAUGCAUGAGAUCGUUGUGAAAGGCUCCCAUAACAUCGGUAUUGCCAUGGCUACUCCCCAUGGUCUGGUUGUACCUAAUAUCAAGAAGGUUCAAUCUCUAUCUAUAUUAGAGAUAACGAAGGAAAUUUCAAGACUACUGCAAUUGGCGAUUGAGAAUAAGCUUAGUCAAGAUGAUAUAUCUGGUGGAACAAUAACUCUGAGUAACAUUGGAGCAAUUGGUGGAAAGUUUGGUUCUCCUCUAAUUAAUCUGCCUGAAGCAGCAAUUAUUGCAAUUGGUAGAAUUCAGAAAGUUCCACAAAUCACAGAUGAUGGGACCGUGUAUCCUGCGCCACUAAUGAAUGUAAAUAUUGGUGCUGAUCAUAGGGUUCUAGAUGGAGCAACAGUUGCAAGAUUUUGCAACGAGUGGAAAUCAUUUAUUGAAAAUCCGGAGUUACUCUUGUUGCAUACAAGAUGAUCAUCAAUUCCUUGUAUGUAAAAUAGAUUGCAUGUGUGGGUUCUGGCGGGUUAUCUUUAUCUAAUGGUCACCAAAAUGUAGUAUCUCCAGUGGUAGCAUGUAUACAUUCACCUGUAUAUGAUAAUGAAUAAAAGCAGCAACAUGUAUGCAACAAGUGCCUAUUGGAAUUCGGGAGAAGUAAUCAUUAAGCUAUUAUCUCUAUUAUAUAUAAAAACUCCUAAUCUUUUGGUGUU
This is a messenger RNA of Beta vulgaris subsp. vulgaris (sugar beet), 1926 nucleotides long. Its product is annotated as lipoamide acyltransferase component of branched-chain alpha-keto acid dehydrogenase complex, mitochondrial. Gene Ontology annotation, cellular component: mitochondrion; cytoplasm. The transcript has 8 exons. NCBI's taxonomy places the organism in Eukaryota, Viridiplantae, Streptophyta, Magnoliopsida, Caryophyllales, Amaranthaceae. The record is from RefSeq and is a predicted model, not a curated record. The coding region runs from base 218 to 1693 and encodes 491 amino acids. Gene Ontology annotation, molecular function: acetyltransferase activity; lipoic acid binding.